GUCACUUAUGAAAGAGCAACAGGGAGUAGAAGAACCAGCAAAAUUCUAUAAUAUAUACUGAUAGUUAAAUACAUUAAGUCCCACCUGUAGCAACAGCUUAUUUAAAAUUGUAGAUGGUACUAAAGGACUUAAAUCCCACCCGCCACUGAAAUAUCAUCUGGCAUCACCAAAUUGUCUUACGCGAAAUUUUAGGGCUAGCCGACAGCGCGCCCGCAAAUUCUCCCUCUGACAACGUCAAAGCCAACGACAGCGACGUCUACCUCAAGCAUCUCAAAAUGAGCGGAUUCCAGAACAGCGGCAUCCCGCCUAGGGACUUGGAUGAUGCGUCUGAUGUCGCGGAGGAGGUCCUGGCCGCCGACUACCGUGAGCAGGUCAACUACCAGGAUGAGGACUUCGGCGGGGAGUUGAGCAUGGCCCAGCAGACCGACGACAUCCAGUCGCGGCUCGCCGCUGCUGCGCAGCCGUUGGACUUUUCCGCCUCUCUUGAGGUCAAGUUCCAGAGCUACGACAGCUACUGCAGCUUGUUCCACUUCAUCUUGAACUCGGACGGGCCGGUUGACUUGGAGCCACCUUCCUACUACUGGGCAUGGGAUGUCAUCGACGAAUUUAUCUACCAGUUCAACAGCUUCUGCUCCUACAGGAACAAGAUUGCGCGACAGGCCAACAACGACGAGGAAGUCCAACUCCUUCGCGACAACCCCAACACCUGGGGGUGCUACAGCGUGCUGAACGUGCUGUACUCCCUCAUCCAGCGAUCCCAGAUCAAUGAGCAAUUGGCCGCCAUGAAGCGCAACGAAGAGCCGAUGGCCGUCGCGGGCGACUACGGUUCCAAGUCCAUCUACCGCAUGUUGGGAUACUUCUCGAUCAUCGGUCUCCUGCGCGUCCACUGCCUGUUGGGCGACUUUAGCCUCGCGCUCAAGACCCUGGACGACAUCGAGCUCAACAAGAAGGCCAUGUUCGCGCGCGUCAUGGCUGCGCACUUCACGACCUACUACUACGUCGGUUUCUCCUACAUGAUGAUGCGCAGAUACGCCGAUGCCAUCCGCAUGUUCAGCCACAUCCUCAUCUACGUCUCGAGGACCAAGAACUUCCAGAAGGGAACCCAAUACGAUUCCAUCUCGAAGAAGAACGACCAGAUGUACGCGCUUAUCGCCAUCUGCGUUGCUCUCCACCCAACCAGACUGGAUGACACCAUCCACACCGCCCUUCGUGAGAAGUACGGCGACCAGCUCCUCAAGCUCCAGCGCGGUGGCGAGGAGUCCCUCCCAGUUUACGAGGAGCUUUUCCGCUCUGCGUGCCCCAAGUUCAUCUCCCCAACGCCUCCCGACUUCGAUACCCCAGAGCUCAACGUGGACCCCAUUGAGCACCACCUCAAGAUCUUCAUGGACGAGGUCAAGACUAAUAUGUGGAGCCCAACCGUGAAGUCUUACCUGAGACUUUACACCACAAUGGACUUGAAGAAGCUGGCUGGCUUCCUCGAGGUUGAGCCUGAGGAGCUCCGCAGCUUCCUCUUGGUCAACAAGCAAAGGAGCAGACAGACAAGAUGGGCCGAGAACGGACUUUUGGACGGGGAGGUUGUCAACGCUAAUGACCUUGAUUACGCUAUGCAAGGGGAUCUUAUCCACAUCUCUGAGGCUAAGGUUGGUCGCAAGUUGGUGGAUUGGUACUUGCGCAACUUGGCCCGCACAUAUUAGAAACGCGGUGUGAUGGUUUACUCUGAUGAACUGAAUGCCGAUAUGGAUUUGCAUGGCUGGGGCGUAAUUGGUAUAAAACUGGGGUGCUGACGGUCGACUUUGAAAUAGAUGUCAACAACCGUGAUUCCCUGUUAGUUAGUUUAUUAGGCAGUAAGCAAGAAACAAAGAGAUUUAGAAAU
Pseudogymnoascus verrucosus is the source of this 1873-nucleotide messenger RNA. RefSeq lists its product as uncharacterized. Bases 276 to 1694 code for a protein of 472 amino acids. Gene Ontology annotation, cellular component: cytoplasm; eukaryotic translation initiation factor 3 complex. Gene Ontology annotation, biological process: translational initiation. Gene Ontology annotation, molecular function: translation initiation factor activity. The record is from RefSeq and is a predicted model, not a curated record. The transcript is spliced from 3 exons. Lineage: Eukaryota; Fungi; Ascomycota; Leotiomycetes; Thelebolales; Thelebolaceae.